CGUUCCCGCCCACUCAUCCAAUCACUGCGCUUCGUGAAUGAAACGUCGUGGCGGUGGCGCGAGUUUUAUAUUCAUUGCGCUUUGUUGGCGGGAGAUAGAGCUCUGUCUAUCGGAGUUUGACUAAUUAACUUUUUUUGCAUUUGUUCUGGUGGAGAGUGUCAACCUAAAGGCGUUUCAAUGGAGGACUUUGGUGUUUAUGCCAUAUUUGGAGUAGAUGAACCACCACAGCAGAUUUUGAGGCGUGAUGGCUGGCAGAGCUCAAUUGAGAUCCAGCCUAGUGUCCAGCUGAUGGUUCUCUUCACCAGAGGAGACUGGGGAAAGCGAGAUUCAGUCUCUGUGGAACUUGCUGAUGAGAGAAACAUACCCAUUAAUAUGGGAAAACUAACACCAUUCAAUAAAUGUCUGUCAUGGGAAUCUGGUGAGGAUGGUGUCUGGUCCAGUGGAGCAACCUUAAAUGUAAAACUCAUUGGGGGUACUACAGAGUUUUUGGAUCUGGGGCUGACUCUUCCACAGAUGGAAUGCACUCCAGAGUGCAACCCCACAGUACCUGCAUUAAGAGAGUGUCCAGGCAAGAGAAAGCGGUCUCAGGGAGAGGAGGAAGAAGAAAUGAAUGAAGGUAGAGGCAAGGAGAACAUCUGUCCUAAUGCCUCUGAAAAGGUAACACCUCAAAGACGGAGCAAGAACGAUCAUCGUGGAGGUCAGACACGUCUGUUCUCACAACAGGAGCAACAGACUGCAGCUUCCAGUUCUCAGAGCCAUAAAGCUAAAGGCAAGCAGGCCAAAACCCCCUCACAGACUGCUCCACUGGACAAGCCGUCAGGUCGCUGGGGUCAAACUCUCUGUCCCAUUGAUCCUCAGACAGCCAUUUUGAUUGGAGGACAAGGUGCCAGAAUGCAGUUCUGCAAAGACCCCAUUUGGAAACUGUGCACAGAGGAUCUUUCUUGGGUACCUGCUGAAACCCUUGCAGAAGGACCCACCCCUGAGGCCCGCAUUGGUCACACAGCGACCUAUGACCCAGAGUCCAAGCGUAUUUUUGUGUUUGGCGGCUCGAAGCAUAAGAAAUGGUUUAAUGAUGUUCACAUCCUAGACACACAAACCUGGCGUUGGACUUUGGUUGAGGCGCAGGGAAAAGUGCCUCCUCUGGCCUACCACAGCUGCAGCAUGUUCCGAGGAGAGCUCUUUGUGUUUGGAGGAGUGUUUCCUCGCCCACACCCAGAACCAGACGGCUGCAGUGACUCCAUCUACAUCUUUAACCCUGAUAUGGCCAUCUGGUAUCAACCUAUUGUGAAUGGAGAGAAGCCUGCGCCACGCUCUGGGCACUCAGCAUGUGUGAUGCAGGGGAGGAUCUUUGUGUUUGGCGGAUGGGACACCCCUGUGUGCUUCAAUGACAUGUUCAUGCUAGACCUCGGCUUGAUGGAGUUUUCUGCAGUGAAGACAAGUGGAACAGCCCCUUCUCCCAGAAGCUGGCAUGGCUGUGCAGUUCUUUCAGACUGCAGCUUCCUGAUCUAUGGGGGCUACAAUGGAAACAACGCACUGAGUGAUGCAUUCAUCUUCAACACAGACACUAGUUGCUGGUCAUCUCUGAUGCUUCCCCAGCUCAAUUCUGUACCCCGAGCUGGACAUUCCAUCAUUACCAUGCCCACCACAUGCAAACAGGGUUCUAUGAAUGAGCAAGAGAAACUUCCAGAGUCAGCCCCACAAACACUUCUGGUUUUUGGUGGCGGUGACAACGAAGGGAGCUUCUUCUCUGACCUUUUCACUAUGCAAGUACAGGAGCUAAGAGACUAAACACUUGCAUCAGGAUUUGGUUUUACAUGCAUUUUUUUUAUAUUCGUUUUAUGUUGUGGUGUUUCAGAUUUAGUUUUUUGUGUGUGUGUGGAUUGAUGAUUGUUUAUUUAAAGAGGUCUAUUACACAUUCACUCAGGUAUUUGCAUUGUCAUCAUUUAUAAGCAUUCAUUUAUGCACAGAUCUUUCAAAGUAACUCUCCAUGAUGUUAUGGAGGAUGUGCUAAGCAUUUGUGAUACAAGUCUAUGGGAUCAGAUUCCCGUCUAAAGUAU
Sinocyclocheilus grahami is the source of this 2057-nucleotide messenger RNA. Its product is annotated as actin-fragmin kinase-like. The coding region runs from base 178 to 1788 and encodes 536 amino acids. NCBI's taxonomy places the organism in Eukaryota, Metazoa, Chordata, Actinopteri, Cypriniformes, Cyprinidae. The record is from RefSeq and is a predicted model, not a curated record. The transcript has 13 exons. Gene Ontology annotation, molecular function: protein binding.